Molecule: messenger RNA, 1092 nt
Organism: Lacerta agilis (Sand lizard)
Lineage: Eukaryota; Metazoa; Chordata; Lepidosauria; Squamata; Lacertidae
Gene: BCCIP
Product: BRCA2 and CDKN1A interacting protein
Cellular component (GO): nucleus
Source: RefSeq, a predicted model, not a curated record
GGAAAGUUCGGCAGCAUGGCUGCUCGGGCUAAGCGGAGGCGAGCGGCAGGGCCGCCCGAGUGCCGGGAGGAGGAAGGCGGUGGCGGCGACACGGAGGACGAAUCCUCGGAGGAUCCGGGCAGCGAGGAAGGCAGUGACGACGACGACGACGAGGAGGAAGAGCUUAACCAGGAAGUAAAUAUUGAAUUUGAAGCUUAUUCAAUAUCUGAUAAUGAUAAGAAUGGAAUAAAAAAAUUACUGCAACAGCUGUUUCUAAAGGCUCCUGUUAGUACAGCUGAUCUGACUGAUAUAUUGAUACAACAAAAUCACAUUGGGAGUGUUAUUAAGCAAGCAGAACUUUUAGAGGAAAGUGAUGAUGAUGAAGAUGAUAUUGAUGAGGUUUUUGGCUUCAUAAGCCUGCUGAACUUAACUGAAAGGAAGGGUACCGAAUGUGCUGAACAAAUUAAAGAGCUGGUUUUAAGCCAGUGUGAGAAGAACUGUGAGCAGAGUAUGGUUGAACAGCUGGAUAAGCUCCUAAGUGACACCACCAAGCCUGUGGGCUUCCUACUAAGUGAAAGAUUCAUUAAUGUACCUCCCCAGAUCGCUCUGCCCAUGCACCAGCAACUGCAGAAAGAACUAAUUGAAGCUCAAAAAACAAACAAACCUUGUGGAAAAUGCUACUUCUAUCUUCUAAUUAGCAAGACUUUUACUAAUAAGAAGAGUAAUAUCAGAAAAAAGGGAAGCAGCAGCCACCAGAAAGAAGAACUGAUGUUUUCAAAUGCUGAGGAAGAAUUCUUUUAUGAGAAAUCACUUCUAAAGUUCAGUUACUCAGUAGAAGAGGAAAGCGACUCGUGUUUGGGAGGCAGAUGGUCCUUUGAAGAUGUACCCAUGAAACCUUUACGAACUGUGAUGGUAAUCCCUGCUGACAGGAUGAAUGCCAUCAUGGAUAAACUCAAAGAAUAUCUUUCUGUCUGAACCACUCUCUGAGCUAACGGUUUUGUGAAGUCACCCUGUAAAAGUUAUUUGACUUUACAGUGGUGUUUAGAAAUUUUCCAUACCAAUUCUGCAUUAUUUCAGGAUCUCCUUUAUAUUCUCAUAAAAUACAUCACCUAC